GCCACGUGGGUGCAUCGCCCUGAAACCCGGCGGCCGAGCAUCCCCCAGGCCGCGCGGUUCCGCGGGCCGCCGCGCUCCCCGGUGCCUUUAAGCGGUGGCGGUGGCCGUUCUCGCACGCCGCUGACAUCAGUGCGGCGUCCCCAGGCUGCGCAUCCCGGCCUGCGCCAGCAGCGCCAUGGCGGCCAGCCCGGCCUACGGCGAGGAGAAGGGGGGGUCCUCCAGCCUGGGGGAGCCCGAGUACGGCCACGACCCCGCCAGCGGCGGCAUCUUCGCCUCCGACUACAAGAGGCAUGAUGACCUCAAGGAGAUGCUGGACAGCAACAAGGACUCACUCAAGCUGGAGGCUAUGAAGAGGAUCGUGGCGAUGAUCGCCCGGGGCAAAAAUGCCUCCGACCUCUUUCCAGCCGUAGUGAAGAAUGUCGCCUGCAAGAACAUUGAGGUGAAGAAGCUGGUAUAUGUGUACCUGGUGCGCUACGCAGAGGAGCAGCAGGAUCUAGCCCUGCUCUCCAUCUCCACCUUCCAGCGGGGCCUCAAGGACCCCAACCAGCUGAUCCGUGCCAGUGCUCUGCGCGUCCUCUCCAGCAUCCGUGUGCCCAUCAUCGUGCCCAUCAUGAUGCUGGCCAUCAAAGAAGCUGCAUCAGACAUGUCCCCAUAUGUGCGGAAGACAGCUGCCCAUGCCAUCCCAAAGCUCUAUAGUCUUGACUCAGACCAGAAGGAUCAGCUCAUCGAAGUCAUUGAGAAGCUGCUGGCAGACAAGACCACGCUGGUGGCCGGCAGCGUGGUGAUGGCAUUUGAGGAGGUCUGCCCGGAGCGCAUCGACCUCAUUCACAAGAACUACCGCAAGCUCUGCAACCUGCUCAUUGAUGUGGAGGAAUGGGGCCAGGUGGUGAUCAUCAACAUGCUGACCCGCUAUGCACGCACCCAGUUCCUCAGUCCCAACCAGAACGAAUCCCUACUAGAGGAGAGUGCAGAGAAGGCUUUUUACGGCUCCGAGGAAGAGGAUACCAAGGAUGCCAAGGCAGAGGCAGCUUCGUUGGCCAAGCGCAAACCCUACGUCAUGGACCCCGACCACCGCCUGCUGCUGCGCAACACCAAACCCCUUCUGCAGAGCCGCAAUGCUGCAGUGGUGAUGGCUGUGGCACAGCUCUACUUCCACCUGGCACCUAAGGCAGAGGUUGGCGUCAUUGCCAAGGCACUGGUGCGGCUCCUGCGGAGUCACAGCGAGGUGCAGUAUGUUGUGCUGCAGAAUGUGGCCACCAUGUCCAUCAAACGGCGGGGAAUGUUUGAGCCUUACCUCAAGAGCUUCUACAUCCGCUCCACGGACCCCACACAGAUCAAGAUCCUCAAGCUGGAGGUGCUCACCAACCUGGCCAAUGAGACCAACAUCUCCACCAUCCUGAGGGAGUUUCAGACCUAUAUCCGCAGCAUGGACAAGGAUUUUGUGGCAGCCACCAUCCAAGCCAUUGGGCGCUGUGCCACCAACAUCGGCAAGGUGCGGGACACCUGCCUCAAUGGUCUGGUCCAGCUCCUCUCCAACCGGGAUGAGCUGGUGGUGGCUGAGUCCGUGGUUGUCAUCAAGAAGCUGCUGCAGAUGCAGCCAGCUCAGCACAGUGAGAUCAUCAAGCACAUGGCCAAGCUCACCGAUAACAUCCAGGUGCCGAUGGCGCGGGCAAGCAUCCUGUGGCUGAUCGGAGAGUACUGUGAGCACGUGCCCAAGAUCGCACCUGACGUGCUGCGCAAGAUGGCUAAAUCUUUCACUAAUGAGGAAGACAUCGUUAAGCUGCAGGUCAUCAACCUCGCGGCCAAGCUCUAUCUGACUAACUCCAAACAGAGCAAGCUGCUGACCCAGUACGUGCUCAACUUGGCCAAGUACGAUCAAAAUUACGACAUCCGUGACCGUGCUCGCUUCAUCCGCCAGCUCAUUGUGCCCACCGAGAAGAGUGGGGCCCUCAACAAAUAUGCCAAGAAGCUCUUCCUGGCUCAGAAACCCGCUCCCAUCCUGGAGUCCUCUUUCAAAGACCGGGACCAUUUCCAGCUGGGAUCCCUGUCCCAUCUGCUCAAUGCCAAGGCUGUUGGGUACCAGGAGCUGCCAGACUGGCCAGAUGAGGCUCCAGACCCCUCUGUGAGGAAUGUGGAGGUUCCUGAGUGGACCAAGUGCACCAGCCGGGAGAAAAGGAAGGAGAAGGUGGAAAAACCUUUCUACUCUGACUCAGAGGGGGAGUCGGGGCCCACAGAAUCAGCAGAUAGUGAACCUGAGUCCGACAGUGAGGAGAGUGGCAGCAGCAGCAGCUCUGGCACCUCCAGCUCCAGCAGCGACGAGGAGGAUGAGGAGGAGGAGGAGGAGGAAGAGGAAGGCAGCGGGGAGCAGUCAGAGGACAAGGAAGGGGAGGAGGAGGAGGAGAAGAGGAAGAAGAGGAAGGAGAAGGGAGGCCCCCGGAAGGCAUCCCCAGGGAGCGUGGGCAGUGAGGAGGAGGAGGCUGAGGGAAAAAAGGUGAAAAAGGCUGCAAGGCCACAGGGGAAGAAAAGUCGUGCUGAGACCUCAUCAGAGGAGGCCAGCGCCUCUGAGAGCAGCUCCUCGGGAUCAGACUCUGGCACUGAGGCACCAACCGUGGUGGAGGCCAAGAGGAGGAAGACGGCCCCUAGCAGCAAGGCCGGCCCCAAGGAGAUUUCCCUGCUCGACCUGGAUGAUUUCACCCCCCCACCUCCCCAGCCUGUCCCCUCUAGCAGCAUCAUCUCCACCAGCCUGGUGACUGACCUGGAGGGCCUCACGCUUACCGACACCUCCUUGGCACCUGCCCUGCUGAGCCCAGCGUUUGGUGCGGUGAGGACAUAUGAGCUGCUGCACCGCAUGGCGGGCGAGGGGCUCUCAGUCGAGUACUGCUUCAGCCGCCGUCCCUUCCCGGGAGACCCGCACAUGGUGGCUGUCCAGAUCCAGAUCUCCAAUAACACCGACGCCGAGGUGAAGAGCCUGCGGGUCAGCGAGCCCAAGCUGCUUGCGGGCAUGCGGAUCCAGGAGUUCCCUGAGAUUGAGAGCCUGGCACCCGGGGACACAGCCAGCGUGGUGAUGGGCAUUGACUUCUGUGACUCCACCCAGACAGCCAACUUCCAGCUGUGCACCCACACGCGCCACUUCUACGUCUCCAUUCAGCCACCGGUUGGGGAGCUGAUGGCCCCUGUCUUCAUGAGCGAGAACGAGUUCAGGAAGGAGCAGGAGCACCUUGCGCGGCGGGGUGAGGGGAAGCUGACGGGCAUGAGUGAGAUCACAGAGAAGCUGACACUGCCUGAGAAGUGCCGGAGCGACCACGCCAUCGUCCAGCAAGUGACCUCGGCUGCCAACGUGGGACGUGUGCCCUGUGGAGCUGACAACGAGUACAGGUUUGCGGCCAAGACGGUGACCAGCGGGAGCCUGGUGCUCAUCACCCUGGAGUGGCGGGAGGGAGCGGCGGCCCAGCUGACCGUCAACAGUGAGAAGAUGGUCAUCGGCACCAUGUUGGUGAAGGACAUCAUCCAGGCCCUGGCGCAGUGACGGCCGGCCCCUCUGCACUCCUCCACCCCUCUGCCCCGCGUUGCUGUCCCCAGAUCCUCUUGUCCCUAUUACAGGGCUAUUCCCUGCCCCAGCCUCCAUGGAGCGGGUCAGGAUGAUGUCCCUCAGUGGAGAUGCAGUGGCUCCUACCACCCGUCUCUCACCAGUCGCCCCGUGUAACUCUAUUUAUUAUGGCCAAUAAAGCUCUCCUCCAGCCCGCA
Molecule: messenger RNA, 3744 nt
Organism: Lagopus muta (rock ptarmigan)
Lineage: Eukaryota; Metazoa; Chordata; Aves; Galliformes; Phasianidae
Gene: AP3B2
Product: adaptor related protein complex 3 subunit beta 2
Exons: 28
Coding region: 176-3526 (1116 amino acids)
Biological process (GO): vesicle-mediated transport; anterograde synaptic vesicle transport; intracellular protein transport
Cellular component (GO): AP-3 adaptor complex; membrane coat
Source: RefSeq, a predicted model, not a curated record